This is a messenger RNA of Solea senegalensis (Senegalese sole), 3918 nucleotides long. Its product is annotated as WD repeat-containing protein 7. NCBI's taxonomy places the organism in Eukaryota, Metazoa, Chordata, Actinopteri, Pleuronectiformes, Soleidae. The coding region runs from base 498 to 2009 and encodes 503 amino acids. The transcript is spliced from 11 exons. Gene Ontology annotation, cellular component: cytoplasm. The record is from RefSeq and is a predicted model, not a curated record. Gene Ontology annotation, molecular function: protein binding.
UCUUUCGCACACAGGGUACCGGUCUUAACCACUGAGCCACUCCACCCCCAAAUCAUGAAAUCAUAAUGAAUUUAACUAUAUUGAAACAUUUAACAAUGCAAACUGUCGUCAGUUAGCUUUUAGCAUCAUCUCAACCUUCCUAAGAUGGUUGAUAGGAAUGUCUGUUGACAAGUUGCUGUCAUAUCACUUGGAGAACCUUCCAGUUGUGUUCGCAGGUCGUCAUUUUCUCAGUAGACAGUUUUAAACGGAGCGCCCCCUGAAGUUGCAAUUCCAGAUUGUGAACUCAUUCAGGGGCAACUGGAACACACGGCUAAUCCCUGAUGUUUGUCGUCUGUCAACGUUUCUCUGCACAUUUGUACAAAAAAUCGGUUGAAUUUAGAGUUGAAUGUGACAGCGGUGAGGUUUGUGUAUGAGCAUGACCUUCACUACAGUCUCCUCUAACUCUGAGUCUGUGUGUGUGUGUGUGUGUGUGUUCAGGUUGGAGCCAGCUGGCAGCCAUGCACUGUGUGAUGCUCCCCGACCUCCUCGGCCUGGACAAGUACAGACCUCCUCUGCUGGAGAUGUUGGCGAGGAGAUGGCAGGACCGCUGUUUGGAGGUACGAGAGGCAGCACAAGCUCUCCUGUUGGCCGAGUUGAGACGAAUCGGCCAAUCAGGACGCAAGGACACCAUCGACGCGUGGGCUCUGUACCUGCCUCAGUAUGUGGACAUGGUCAGCUCACCUGGGACAACCACAGAGUCCUCUCCUCAAGCUCCGCCCCCUCCUGAUGCCCAACCAGUGGAAACCAAGGCUCCUGAGGAGGAAAUGGACGUCACUGAUGAUGACAUCACAGCAGGUUGUCUGUCCAACCUUCCGCCGAACGCCAAGAAGAUCUCCAACUCCUACGAGGAGCGCCGCAAACAGGCCACCGCCAUCGUGCUGCUGGGCGUCAUCGGGGCCGAGUUCGGGGCUGAGAUCGAGCCGCCCAAGGGUCUGACGCGGGCGCGCACCGGUGGACAGGCUCCCGAGGGCUUCGGCCUGACGAGCGGAGGGUCGUCCAACUACUCACUGGCCAGGCACACAUGUAAGGCCCUGACCUUCCUGCUGCUGCAGCCCCCCAGCCCCAAGCUGCCCCCCCACAGCACCAUCCGCCGCACCGCCAUCGAUCUGAUCGGCCGAGGCUUCACCGUGUGGGAGCCGUACAUGGACGUGUCGGCCGUGCUCAUGGGACUGUUGGAGCUGUGUGCCGACGCAGAGAAGCAGCUGGCCAACGUCACCAUGGGUUUGCCUCUGAACCCGCCAGCGGAUUCGGCACGCUCUGCUCGCCACGCCCUCUCCCUCAUCGCCACGGCGCGCCCUCCCGCCUUCAUCACCACUAUCGCGAGAGAGGUUCACCGGUACAACGCGGCGCAGGCUAACUCUCAGUCGCAGCAGAACGUUCACACCACCACGCUGGCCCGAGCCAAGACUGAGAUCCUGCGAGUGAUUGACAUCCUCAUUGAGAAGAUGCCCGGAGACGUUGUUGACCUGCUGGUCGAGGUGAUGGACAUCAUCAUGUACUGUAUCGAAGGUUCUCUGGUGAAGAAGAAAGGACUGCAGGAGUGUUUCCCCGCCAUCUGCAGGUUCUACAUGGUCGGUUACUGCGAUCGCAGUCAUCGUAUCGCCGUCGGAGCUCGUCAGGGUUCAGUGGCACUUUACGACGUUCGUACCGGAAAAUGUCAGAACAUCCACGGUCACAAGGGUCCGAUCACCGCCGUGUCGUUCGCCCCUGACGGUCGUUACCUAGCAACGUACUCCAACGCUGACAGCCACAUCUCCUUCUGGCAGAUGAACAUCGGUCUGCUCGGCAGUAUCGGGAUGCUGAACUCUGCUCCUCAGCUCCGCUGCAUUAAGACGUACCAGGUUCCUCCGGUGCAGCCGGCGUCUCCGGGCUCCCAGAACCAUCUGAAGCUCGCUCGCCUCAUCUGGACGUCCAACCGUAACGUCAUCCUGAUGGCACACGAUGGCAAAGAGCACCGCUUCAUGGUCUAAAAAGAAUCCCCUGUAGCUCCGCCCCUUUGCCCCUCAAACCCGGCCUCGUGCGUGUGACACACCUGCACCUUCUUCUUCUUCAGUCUCGUAGUUUCACAGUGGUUUUUUGCGAUGUUUGUACGAUCAGAGGCUCGUUUACAUUUUAAACUUUGUUUUUUUAGUCGUCAUUCCUAUUUAUUUGCCGUUUCCUCCUAUGCAGUGGCGGCCAUUUUGAGUCCCAGUUCGGCUGUUGGACGACGUGAUUGCGAUGUUCGUGAUUAUCCUGACCAAAAAUAAUUUAAGGUAACAUCGCGACAAUCGUAAUCGUGUCUCCAGGAAAGUGCACGCAUGCUUGUGUAAACACACCCACUGUUCUGUUCUUUCAUAAAGUUUGGUUAGCGUCAGAGUUUGCAGUCCGAGGGUUUACGAUUUUUUGGGUUAGCAUAAACUGUAAGUGGGUGAAGAUGUUUACGUCAUAUGGGGUUUUGCCGACUCGCGUACGUUGAAAGUUUGACGUGAUCGUUACACACCUAAAUAAUUUUUCGCAGGUCGUAUACUUUUUUUAGUGAAAGUUUUAACGUGAAAAUUAAAAGAAUCGGAUCAUUUCAAACCUCAAAGUUCUUUAAUGAGUGGAAAGAUCGUAAAUUGUCUCGGCUCAAACAUUUCCAGAAAAACUACACUUGAUCACAUGUUUGACGAUGUGUCUUUAUGUGGACAGAGGCAUGAGGUCAUGUGACUUUGUCUCUGUGAUGUCAUCAUGUGAAGAAACACACGUGUCUCUGAACCUUUAACUUUAUUUAAAAGUUUCAUUUCAGACGAUCAUUGAUAAAGUUUAUAAAGUAAGUAUUUUUUUUAAACUCACUUUUCUUACUUUACCUCAGUAUUUUCCUCUUCUUUCUCUCCUCUUUUACUUCUCCUCUUCCUCCUCUCCUCUCCUCUCCUCACCUGUAAACUCUCCUCUUUCACAGCUUUUCACACAUUGUCGUCUUAGUUUGACAUUUUUCUCUUCAGCUCUUCACAGUUUUGGUAAAAUGUGUUUUUUUGCCGAGUCUCAGGAGACGAGAGGAGGAGAGGGUGAGAAGAGAGGGAGGAGGAGGAGUAAAUAAGCAGUGAGGAAGAGGAAGAUGAGUUUGUUCAGCCAGAAAACAGAGAAAAUAUUGUAGCUUUUCUGCUUUUAAUCAAACAAAAAAGAAGAAUUUUAGGUUUUAUCUUUUCCCUCUUCUUUCUUUCUCUUCUUCCUCUUCUUUCUUUCUCUUCUUGGACGUGAAGCACCUUUAGUUUCUCACACUUUAAAAACACUGUAAAACAAAAACAGUUGACAAACGUUUAAAUAAGUCUUCAAACAGUAAAAACUAAAUUAAAGUUCAUUCCUACGGAACCAAACCUCAUGUAACUUUAGUUUAAAUGGACUUCCUUUAUUUUUUAUUUAGUUUUUACCAUUUAUUAAACGUUUGUUUAACUUCUCUUUUAAAAGUCAGAGUUGUAUGGAAAACCAACAGUGUCACAAUUACACAUGAAUAAAGAGGGAAAAAAACAACACCACCAUCAACAAAUGUAGAAAUAAAUGACUGAAUGAACAUAAUUAGGUCUUUUAAAAAAGGUUUAAUCAUUCACUCAUUUAUCUAUUCAUAUAUUUCAUUCUGUGUUUCUACAGGAAAAAACAACAGAAAUAUUCAUUCUUAAUGUAAACGGAUUAUUUUUUCUUUUUCAUAUUAAUUUAGACUUUGAUGUGAUUAAAUAUUUAUUGUAUAGAGAAACAGAGUGGCAAUGAUAUUUAAGUAUGUGUGUGUGUGUGUGUGUGUGUGUGUAGUGCAUGUAUACAGGCUUCCCUUGGUGUAACAGAGCAGAUUAAAUCUAUUGUGUGUCAUAAACAACAUGAAAAUGUGUUGUUGUUGGUGUUUGUGUCCAAUAAAGAUAAACAUGAGACAGA